Molecule: messenger RNA, 552 nt
Organism: Phalaenopsis equestris
Lineage: Eukaryota; Viridiplantae; Streptophyta; Magnoliopsida; Asparagales; Orchidaceae
Exons: 1
Coding region: 21-443 (140 amino acids)
Source: RefSeq, a predicted model, not a curated record
CCUUCUGCAGUACAUCCUUAAUGGUUGCCAACGGACUAAUUGAAAGGGCUGCCGAGCUCUUGGCCACGUGUCAGCGGCACUUGUCAAGCGCAACACGGCGGGUGAGAUCGGCGGCCGUUGGCCGCAAACUUGAUUCGCGGUUUUCCUCUGGUCGAUACGUUAUUCCAUUUGUUUCUAAUGGAAUUAGAAGGUUAACUACUGGCUGUACCUUGAGAAAAGGAUUCUCGAGGCAUUCAAUGAGGACGAUGGAGGAGGAGAAUGAGGAACAAGAGGAAGAGGAGAUGUGGAAGAAGACAAUAUUAAUGGGAGAAAAAUGUCAGCCGCUGGAGUUCUCCGGGGCCAUCUACUACGACAGCAAAGGGAGCAAGUUGGCCAUGCCACUGAGGUCGCCGAUUCGAACGCCGCUUCUCACCACAUACAAUGAUGAAAAGGAGAGGAAUUGAGUGCAACAAAAUGGAAACUAGGCUAGUUCCUAUAAUGCUAAGGAUGAUAAUCAUUUUGUAGAGAUUAUAUAUGCUUUUUAUGGUGUUUUAUACAAAUAAGAAUUGAGCG